AGCUGCCAUAAGUGACAGAAAACAACAGAGGAACGUUUUGUGCCUGAACUGCAGCCAUGAGGACAGACAACCGACUGUAAAGAACCGAUGCAAGUUUAUCAUCAGCUCUGCGUCCAAAAGAAGUUACAACAUAAGGGUUGGACUUGCUGAUUAGGAGAAGAAGACUUCUGAAUAGAAGGGCUCCAGUGGUGCUCAUCAAGGAGAUACAUCACAUCAAUGAAGACGCCUGGCAUGGCGGUAUUCAAGCAACAGAAUGUGGACGAUUUCUAUGAAAUUGGGGAAGAACUAGGAAGUGGGCAGUUUGCAAUUGUCAAACGCUGCAUAGAGAAGAGCACAGGCGUCGAAUAUGCAGCCAAGUUCAUCAAGAAGCGUCAGAGUCGGGCCAGCAGACGUGGCGUUAAAAGAGAGGAGAUUGAGAGGGAAGUGGACAUCCUGCAGCAGCUCCAGCACAACAACAUCGUAUCUCUACAUGACGUGUAUGAGAACCGCACAGAUGUGGUGCUCAUCCUCGAACUGGUGUCUGGAGGAGAGCUGUUUGAUUUUUUGGCUCAGAAGGAAUCUCUCAGUGAAGAGGAGGCCACUCAGUUUAUCAAACAGAUCCUAGAUGGAGUCCAGUACCUCCACUCCAAGAGGAUUGUGCAUUUUGAUCUAAAGCCUGAAAACAUAAUGCUGCUGGACAGGAACCUUCGUCUACCUCGCAUCAAAAUUAUAGACUUUGGACUGGCACACAAAAUAGAAGCAGGGGCAGAUUUCAAAAACAUUUUUGGAACCCCUGAAUUUGUUGCUCCAGAGAUAGUCAACUAUGAGCAACUGGGAUUGGAGGCAGACAUGUGGAGCAUCGGAGUCAUCACAUAUAUACUUUUGAGCGGUGCGUCUCCUUUUCUCGGUGACACGAAGCAGGAAACGCUGGGAAACAUCUCGGCGAUGGACUACGAGUUUGACGACGAGCUGUUCAGCAAUACAAGCGAGCUGGCCAAGAGCUUCAUCAGUCAGCUCCUGGUGAAGGACACGAGAAAACGGAUGACCAUACAAGAGGCCGUCAACCAUCACUGGAUUAAGUCCUGCGACCACAUGGAAGAGGAAAGCACUGCCCCUGAGGCUGAGAAGAAAGUGGAGCAGCUGAAGACUGAGCGGCUAAAGGAGUACACCAUCCAGUCCCAUUUCACUAUGCCCCAGAACAACACGUACGCCAACUUUGAGCGUUUUGCACAUGUGGUGGAGGACCUCAGUCUGAUGGAGACAAGGCUGUCAGAGGUGUCAGAAGCACGGCACACUCUGCAGGGCGAUGUAGAGGCGCUCCUGUCCAUCUACAACGACAAGGAGGCCUGGUACAAGGAGGAGAGCGAGACUGCAAGGAAGCAGCUGUCUCAAGUCCACUAUGAGUUCCGUAAAGUGGAGGCAACCAGGAGGCUGCUGCAGGAGGACGUGAAGAUUAUCGAUGCCAGUCUGGAGAGCAUCAGUGGGAAGUACAGCCACAGGGAGAGUCAGCUGGACGCUCUGAGGCAGGAGCUGAACUCUGAGCUGCAGUGGCUACAGGAGGUGAUGAGCCCUCUGCAUCCUGAAGGAGCCAACGGCAGCAUCCUCAGCAGCAGCAUGAACACGGACGUGAGGCAGUGUACACCAGUCCUGCAGGAGGCAGCUGCAUCCUGAGGACAAACAGACACUCACAGAGUCUGGCUAACUAACUCUUAUUGACCUUAAACAUCUUUUGAAAAUGUUCAACCCCUUUUUUUUUAGCUGCACAAACGUUCGAAUGUAUAUGUGAAUGUAGUCUUUACAUUUUCUUUCUUUAUAUAUUUUUAUUUUCUUGAUUGAACUCUGUAAUAAGAUUCUUUUAAAAAAUAUAUCUGUAAGAGUAGGAAGAUUAAAACAAGGAAAUAUGCUUUUUUUCAUUUUUGUUUAAAGUUAGAUGUAAAGAUGGAUGGUACUUUUGUAUCUGUUCAGUAACUUUCAAGGUACAGGCAGAAGAUGAUAAUCUUUGCUGCGUUCAAAUACUGAAAACAGUGGGAAACGGCUAGCCUUGCUCUAAAUAAAAAUAUAUAAUCUUAAAUUAGCAUAAUUGUGGCACAAUUGUUGUAAAAUCUAAGUGAUACUUACUGAUGAUGAUGCUCUUAUUUGAUUGAGCAGGUUUGAAGUCAUAAAUAUUAGUCAUGAAAGUGUUUACUGUGCAAGGGCCAGAGGAGGACACAGGAUUACACAUCCAGUUGUUAUUGAAUGUAUCAAAAGGGAUUUAUUUUUUAAUUGAUUUAUUUUUUUAUUAUUUUCCAAUUAUAGGAAUGUGUAUUGAUUUGCAUAUUGUCUAUUUCACAAAGGUUAUGCAUUUGUAAAGUUAAAUGUGUUAUUGUAUUAAUUAGUUUUUCUUAACGAUUGUUUUAACAGAUGUAAUGUGCACUUUUACUAAUAAUUUAAUUGAAUUUAUUUAUUUUUAAAAACGUUUGCACUUCUUUCUUGGAGAUAUUUUGUGAGAUGACAGGAAAUACAACAUCUAUGAUAAGACAACAUGUGUUUCACAAUGUGUCACCUCUUUAUCAGUGUCAACAGAUGUACAUGACUGACACUUUUUGGACUUUGAUGUGCACACUGACAUUUUUCAAUGUUGUCUAAAAAAAGGAAAUAAAUUAUCACCAUUUUA
Messenger RNA from Trematomus bernacchii (emerald rockcod), 2632 nucleotides. It is a transcript of the gene dapk2b, whose product is annotated as death-associated protein kinase 2b. The transcript has 10 exons. Bases 217 to 1650 code for a protein of 477 amino acids. Gene Ontology annotation, biological process: protein phosphorylation; intracellular signal transduction; positive regulation of apoptotic process. Gene Ontology annotation, cellular component: nucleus; cytoplasm. The record is from RefSeq and is a predicted model, not a curated record. Gene Ontology annotation, molecular function: protein serine/threonine kinase activity; ATP binding. Lineage: Eukaryota; Metazoa; Chordata; Actinopteri; Perciformes; Nototheniidae.